AUGAAACUGCUCGAUAUAAUAUCGGUACUCGGUACCUCUUCGUUGUUGUCCAAAUUGGCUGCCGCCGACAGUACAACUACUACUGACAGUACACCUACUGACAGUUCGUGCAACCCACUAAAAACUACAGGCUGUUCAGCAGAUACUGCCCUAGCAACCAGUUUCAGUGAAGAUUUUUCAUCUUCAUCCAAAUGGUUUACUGAUUUGAAGCAUGCAGGUGAAAUCGAAUACGGUAAGGAUGGUUUGUCCAUGACGCUGGCCAAAAGGUACGAUAACCCAAGUCUGAAAUCUAAUUUUUACCUUAUGUACGGUAAGGUGGAAGUCAUCAUGAAAGCUGCGAGUGGUACCGGUAUAGUUUCAUCAUUCUAUCUACAAAGUGACGAUUUAGACGAAAUCGAUAUCGAAUGGGUAGGUAGUGACAAUACUCAAUUCCAAUCGAACUUCUUUUCCAAGGGUGAUACCACAACAUAUGACAGAGGCCAAUUCCACGGUGUCGAUGCUCCUACUGAUAAAUUCCACAACUACACUCUAGAUUGGGCCAUGGACCAAACGACCUGGUACCUAGACGGGGAAUCUGUCAGAGUCCUAUCAAACACAUCGAGUGAAGGUUACCCACAAUCCCCAAUGUACCUAAUGAUGGGUAUCUGGGCUGGUGGUGACCCAUCCAACGCUCCUGGUACCAUUGAAUGGGCUGGCGGUGAAACCAACUAUGCUGACGCUCCAUUUACUAUGUACAUUGAAAAGGUCAUUGUCACUGACUAUUCCACAGGUAAACAGUACACUUAUGGUGACCAGUCUGGUUCUUGGGAAUCUAUUAAGGUCGAAGACGGUUCUGUUUACGGUAGAUAUGAGCAGGCGCAAGAGGAUUUCGCUGCUUUAGCUAACGGCGGUAGUGUUUCCAGCUCUUCAGCUACAUCAUCCGCUACAUCAUCUUCAGCUACGUCAUCAUCCGCUUCAUCUUCGGCUACAUCAUCAGCCAAAUCGUCAUCCACUUCAUCUUCAGCUACAUCAUCUUCAGCCAAAUCAUCGUCCGUUGAAUCAUCAUCCGCUACAUCAUCAUCCGCUACUUCAUCAUCCGCUACUUCAUCAUCCGCUACUUCAUCAUCCGCUACAUCCGUUUCUUCUUCAAGUUCCGUUAGUUCUUCCAACAAGCAAUCCUCAACUUCAACCAAAAAAUCAGUUACUCCCUCGACUGCAACUGUCUCCACCAUUUCUUCUACCAGCGCCCCAACUUCCAGUAGAUCCACAGUCGCUCCAACUACCCAACAAUCUUCCGCAUCUGAAGAAGAAGAAAAGGGCGGUGUAGCAACAUCAAGUAACAAUGCAUCAACCAGUUCAGCUACCCAAAGAUCUAGUGAACAAUCAUCCGCAGUUGAAACCUCUACCUCCGAAACUAGGUCUAUUAGCACUGUUCAAACCGCUAACGGUGCUAAUUUUGCUCAAAGCCUACCAAGAGAGGGAAAACUUUUCUCUCUAUUUGUAACAGCUUUAUUGGCUUUAUUCUGA
This is a messenger RNA of Saccharomyces eubayanus, 1506 nucleotides long. RefSeq names its product transglycosylase (gene CRH1). Gene Ontology annotation, molecular function: hydrolase activity, hydrolyzing O-glycosyl compounds; glycosyltransferase activity. The transcript has a single exon. The coding region runs from base 1 to 1506 and encodes 501 amino acids. The record is from RefSeq and is a predicted model, not a curated record. Gene Ontology annotation, biological process: fungal-type cell wall organization; carbohydrate metabolic process. Gene Ontology annotation, cellular component: fungal-type cell wall. Lineage: Eukaryota; Fungi; Ascomycota; Saccharomycetes; Saccharomycetales; Saccharomycetaceae.